Molecule: messenger RNA, 2208 nt
Organism: Exophiala viscosa
Lineage: Eukaryota; Fungi; Ascomycota; Eurotiomycetes; Chaetothyriales; Herpotrichiellaceae
Product: transketolase
Exons: 8
Coding region: 1-2208 (735 amino acids)
Biological process (GO): pentose-phosphate shunt
Cellular component (GO): cytosol; nucleus
Molecular function (GO): transketolase activity
Source: RefSeq, a predicted model, not a curated record
AUGGGGUACUCAGAUCAAGACUGGAAGGCUAUCAACACUAUCCGACUGCUUGCGGUCGAUGCAACCCUCAAGGCGAACAGUGGCCAUCCCGGUGCCCCUAUGGGCCUGGCACCCGCGGCUCACGUCCUGUUCAACAAAUUCAUGACGUUUAACCCCAAGAACCCAGAGUUCAUCAACCGCGACCGAUUCGUCCUUUCCAGGAACAGUGCACCCAAGAGGAAGAGCUUUUGCAAACAUGGCGGAUGUCGAUUGUUCUUCAGAGAACGGCUCACAUCUUCCAAUCUAUGGCUUGACAUCAUGGGUUUAAACACUGCACGCAUCCAUGCUAGGACCGGGGUUAAAUGUUCCAGAAACGGUCAUGGUUGCAUGCUGCACUAUGCUCUCCUCCACCUCUUUGGUUACGGUGUCUCAAUGGACGACUUGAAGCACUUCCGACAAGUCGACAGCAUCUGCCCCGGUCACCCUGAAGCGCAUGACACUCCUGGGAUUGAGGUCACAACGGGCCCUCUCGGUCAAGGUUUCAGCAACGCAGUGGGUUUGGCCAUUGCGCAGGCGCAUACCGCUGCCGUUUUCAACAAGCCAGGAUAUGAGCUCCUCAACAACCACACAUAUACCAUCUUCGGUGAUGGCUGUGCUAUGGAGGGUGUUGCAAGCGAAGCUGCCUCCACGGCUGGACAUCUUCAAUUGGGCAACCUGAUCGCCCUAUAUGAUGACAACCAUAUCUCUAUCGACGGUGAUACCAAAUGUGCCUUUACCGAAGACGUCUCCAAAAGAUUUGAAGCAUAUGGCUGGCAUGUGCAGCAUGUCGAGGACGGCGACCACGACCUCGAAGGUCUCGAGGCUGCCAUUAAGAAGGCAAAGGAAGUCAAGGACAAGCCAUCCAUGAUCAAGGUGACAACUACCAUCGGUUUCGGGUCCAAACUCCAAGGCACUGGUGGUGUGCACGGCAACCCUCUCAAGGCAGAUGAUGCCAAGCAGGUCAAGUCCAAGUUUGGCUUCAACCCAGAAGAGUCCUUCGUCGUGCCAAAUGAGGUUUAUGAAAUGUAUCACAAGCACGCUUCCGAGGGUGCGGCUGCCGAACAAGAAUGGAACGACCUCUUCAAGAAGUACGCCAGCGAGCACAAAGAGCUCGCUGAUGAUUUCAGCCGACGCCUGACCCGCAAGCUUCCUGAGGGAUGGGAGAAGAGCUUGCCUCUCUGGAAGCCAACUGACGCAGCUGAUGCUACUCGAAAGACCUCGGAGAAAGUUCUCCAGGCUAUUCACAACGCCGUCCCUGAGCUCUUGUCCGGCUCUGCCGAUUUGACUGGCAGCAACAACACCCGAUGGAAGGACGCAGUUGACUUUCAACCUCCAUCUCUCGGUAUCGGCGACUGGUCCGGAAGAUACCUCCGAUAUGGUGUGCGAGAGCACGCUAUGGGGGCUAUCAUGAACGGUAUCUCGGCCUACGGCACCCUGAUCCCUGCCGGCGGUACUUUCUUGAACUUCGUCUCAUAUGCGGCUGGUGCCGUCCGCCUGUCCUCGCUCUCUCACCAGCGAGUCAUCUGGGUCGCUACCCACGAUUCCAUCGGUCUAGGUGAAGACGGACCUACGCAUCAGCCGAUUGAGACCCUGGUGCAUUUCCGCGCUCUGCCAAACAUGAUGGUCUGGAGACCUGCCGACGGCAACGAGACAUCUGCAGCUUACUACAUGGCACUGACCUCGCAGUCAACUCCAUCUAUCUUGGCGCUGACCAGACAGAACCUGCCACAAUUGGAGAACUCCACAGUACAGAAUGCCAUCAAGGGUGCAUACGUUGCCAUUGAAAGUGAGAACGCUGAUGUCACCUUGGUAUCCACUGGCUCAGAAGUCUCCAUCUGUAUUGAGGCCAUCAAAGUAUUGAAGGAUCAACACAGCCUUACCGCUCGUGUGGUCUCGAUGCCUUGCACGGAAGUCUUCGAUGCUCAGCCUAAGGAGUAUCAACUCAAGUGCCUCCCAGAUGGCAUCCCAGCAAUGUCAGUUGAGGUCAUGUCCACACUUGGAUGGGAGAAGUACUCACACGAGCAAUUUGGCCUCAACCGGUUCGGUGCUUCUGGCCCGUACAAGGAUGUGUACAAGAAAUUCGAAUUUACUCCAGAGGGCAUUGCCAAGCGUGCAGCCGCCACUGUCGAUUUCUACAAGGGCUUGAAGCCCAGAUCACCAGUCAACCGUGCCUUCCAGCAAUUGAUCUAG